ACCAUCACGAGAGGGUCCUUUUGGCGUUCACACGGAAACCAACGCUAAUGACCGAUGUUUGUUUUGCUACAGUUAGCAGUAUGCCUGCUGAACGCAAGCGCUCAGUAAACAUGGAUGAGAAAGAAGUUUGCCCCUUCAGUAACAAGGAAAAAGAGAAGGACAGAGAUGGUGAGAGAAGGCCAGCAUCUGCUCGAGACAAAGCAAAAGACGAGGCCAAAGUGAGUGGUAAAAAAGACAGCGGCAAAGAGGAGAAGAGAAAGCGCCUAGAGGAGGAAAAGAAGAAGAAAGAGGAAAAGGACCGAAGAAAGAAAGAGGAAGAAAAACAGAAAGCGGAGGAGGAACAGAAGAAGAAAGAGGAGGAGGAGAAGAGACAGCAGGAGGAGCGGGAGAGGAAACUCCAAGAGGAGGAGGCCAAAAGACAACGCGAGGAAGAGGCAGCUCUCCUAAAGGAACAAGAGGAGGGGCACCAGCUGCACCAGGAGGCCUGGGAGCGCCAUCAGUGCAGGAAGGAACUCCGCAGCAAGAACCAGAAUGCCCAAGAGGGUCGGCCUGAAGAGGCCUUCUUCAGCCGACUGGACUCCAGCCUUAAAAAGAAUACUGCCUUUGUCAAGAAGCUUCGUACACUUACUGAACAGCAGCGAGAUUCGCUCUCCAAUGACUUUGCCUCACUGAAUCUCAGCAAGUACAUUGGCGAGGCCGUGAGCUCUGUCGUGGAGGCCAAGCUGAAGAUCUCUGACGUAGGCUGCGCUGUCCAUCUGUGUUCCCUCUUCCACCAACGGUAUGCUGAGUUUGCUCCGUUACUGUUACAGGCGUGGAAGAAGCACUUUGAAGCGAGGAAGGAGGAGAAGGCGCCCAAUGUGAGCAAGCUGCGCACAGAUCUGCGAUUUAUCGCAGAGCUCACCAUCGUUGGCCUCUUCACGGACAAAGAGGGCCUUUCGCUCAUUUAUGAGCAGCUCAAGACCAUUAUUGGGACCGACCGGGAGACACACACUCACGUGUCGGUGGUAAUCAGCUUCUGUAAGCACUGUGGGGACGACAUUGCCGGUCUGGUGCCCCGCAAGGUGAAACUGGCUGCUGAGAAGUUCGGCUUGUCCUUCCCGCUGAGUGAGAUAAUCAGCACAGAGAAACAGCAGCCCUUCCAGAACCUUCUGCGGGAGUACUUCACAUCACUCACCAAACACCUGAAGAAGGACCACCGGGAGCUGCAGAACAUUGAGAGGCAGAACAGGCGUAUCCUGCAUUCCAAAGGGGAGCUGAGUGAGGACAGGCACAAGCAGUAUGAAGAGUUUGCCACUUCCUACCAGAAACUGCUGGCCAACACUCAGUCCCUGGCUGAUCUGCUCGAUGAAAACAUGCCAGAUUUGCCUCAGGAUAAGACUGUGCAGGAGGAGCAUGGUCCUGGCAUUGAUAUUUUCACCCCUGGUAAGCCUGGAGAGUAUGACCUGGAAGGAGGGAUCUGGGAAGAUGAAGACGCUCGUAACUUCUAUGAGAACUUGGUGGACCUGAAGGCUUUCGUCCCUGCUAUCCUCUUCAAGGACAACGAGAAGAGUAGCCAGGGCAAAGACAAGGAUGACGCCAAAGAUGGGAGAGAAGGGAAGGACACGGCCAGCACUACAGAGGAGCUGGAGCUGGAGCUGGAGGCUCUCGACAUCACGGAUGAACCUCUUGAGCUGGAGGGAGCAGACGAGGCGGAAAAUGAAGAACUGGCCAAGAAACUGCUGGAUGAGCAAGAACAAGAGGAUGAGGAGGCCAACACGGGGUCCCACUUGAAGCUAAUCGUGGACGCCUUCAUCCAGCAGCUCCCCAACUGUGUCAACAGAGACCUCAUAGACAAGGCUGCCAUGGACUUCUGCAUGAACAUGAACACCAAAUCCAACAGGAGGAAGCUUGUCCGAGCCCUCUUCACUGUCCCACGGCAGAGGUUGGAUCUGCUCCCCUUCUACUCUCGGUUGGUAGCAACUCUUCAUCCUUGCAUGUCAGAUGUGGCUGAGGACCUCUGCUCCAUGCUGAAGGGAGACUUCAGGUUUCACAUUCGGAAGAAGGACCAGAUCAACAUCGAAACCAAAAAUAAAACUGUCAGAUUUAUCGGGGAACUGGCCAAGUUCAAGAUGUUCUCAAAAACAGACACGCUUCAUUGUCUCAAGAUGCUGCUGUCUGAUUUCACUCAUCACCAUAUUGAGAUGGCCUGCACACUGCUAGAGACCUGCGGCCGCUUCCUCUUCCGAUCCCCCGACUCCCACUUGCGUACCAGCGUCCUGCUGGAACAAAUGAUGCGUAAAAAGCAGGCACAGCAUCUGGAUGCCCGCUACGUGACGAUGGUGGAGAAUGCCUACUACUACUGCAACCCCCCACCCAUGGAGAAGACGGUGAAGAAGAAGAGGCCGCCGCUGCAGGAGUACAUCCGCAAGCUGCUCUACAAGGACCUGUCCAAGGUCACCACGGAGAAGGUGCUGAGGCAGAUGCGGAAGCUGCCGUGGCAGGACCCCGAGGUCAAGAGCUACCUGAUCUGCUGCAUGGUCAACAUCUGGAACGUCAAGUACAACAGCAUCCACUGUGUAGCCAACCUGCUGGCCGGCCUGGUGGCCUACCAGGAGGACGUGGGCAUACAUGUGGUGGACGGAGUGCUGGAGGACAUUCGGCUGGGCAUGGAGGUCAACCAGCCCAAGUUCAACCAGCGGCGGAUCAGCAGCGCCAAGUUUCUGGGCGAGCUCUACAACUACCGCAUGGUAGAGUCGGCCGUCAUUUUCCGCACCCUCUUCUCCUUCAUCUCCUUCGGAGUCAAUCAGGACGGCAGCCCCAGCCCAUUGGACCCUCCAGAGCACCUCUUCCGCCUCCGUCUGGUCUGCACCCUGCUCGAUACAUGCGGCCAGUACUUUGACCGAGGCUCCAGCAAGAGGAAGCUGGACUGUUUCCUUAUCUACUUCCAGCGGUACAUCUGGUGGAAAAAGAGCAUUGAUGUUUGGACCAAGGACCACCCGUUCCCCAUCGACAUCGACUACAUGAUCAGCGACACCCUGGAGCUGCUCAGGCCCAAGAUGAGGCUUAGCUGCUCCAUGGAGGAGGCCACUAAACAGGUCACUGACCUGGAGAGGGAGGUGCUCGUCAAGCUAGGUCUGGCCAUGGAGAAGGACGGCCGCUCUAGUGCCAUGAGCGAAGGGGAGGUGCUCGACGAGGAAGAUGACGAUGGCGAUGACGACGAAGAGGGAGGUGCUGAGACUGAGGAGCAGUCGGGCAAUGAGAGCGAAAUGAACGAACAAGAAGAGGAUGAUGGGUCAGAGAACGAAGAAGAGGAGAGGGAGGAAGAGGAGGAAGAGAACACCGACUACCUGACUGACUCCAAUAAAGAAAAUGAGACUGAUGAGGAGAACAAUGAGGUGACCAUCCGUGGCGGCGGACUGAAGCACGUGGCCUGUGCCGAGGAUGAGGACUUCAUUCAGGCUCUGGAUAAGAUGAUGCUGGAGAACCUGCAGCAGCGUAGCGGCGAGACAGUGAAGGUUCACCAGCUGGACGUGGCCAUCCCUCUGCAGCUGAAGAGUCAGCUGAAGAAGGGAGGCUCCGGACAGCCGUGCAUCGGGGAGGGCGACUCGGACAUCUCCGACACCAUGCAGUUCGUCAUGCUAACACGCAAGGGCAACAAGCAGCAGUACAAGAUCCUGAACGUGCCCCUGUCAUCACACCUGGCGGCGAACCACUUCAACCAGCAGCAGGCCGAACAGGAAGAGCGCAUGAGGAUGAAGAAACUCACCCUGGACAUCAAUGAGAGACAGGAGCAGGAGGACUACCAGGAGAUGAUGCAGUCCCUCGCCCAGCGUCCGGCUCCGGCCAACACCAACCGGGAGCGUCGGCCCCGUUACCAGCACCCGAAAGGGGCUCCCAACGCCGACCUCAUCUUCAAGACUGGAGGAAGGAGACGCUGAUCGGAGUCUGGGCCCGGGUUGAGCGAGCGAGUGAGCAAGAGAGCAAAUGAACAAGCAAGACAGAGAGAAUGAGAGAAAGAGAAAGAGAAGAUCGGAGUGGAAACCGGUCUAAAACAUGGAACGAGUCCUCCAGACGCCCACCGACGAUGCCAGGACAGACCAGACCCCUGACCUGAACACACACUCUUACCCUGCUGUGGGGCCUGAGGCCUGAGGAGGAGAGACAAAACCGGGAGCCUGGGGGUCAGAGGUCAAUGGUCAGACAGAUGGCUCUCUUUUCUUCUUUGUCUGUUGCUUGAGAUGACAAAAAAAAAACCCCAACUGUCUGGACCAACUACAAAGACGACUGAACACCUGACCGGCCGACUGAUGGUGAGACGGACAGGAAGGCGGGAUGAACGGAUCACCUCCCGACGUCGCACCGGUUGGAGGGAAAAGUGACUCAUAUUUAGGAGUUCAAAACCUGCGAGUGGGCAAAAUUUACACGAGACUAGCAAGGGAUACGGAUUUUUUUUUUCUCUUUUGUUUUUUGGACUCGGGAACUUGUCUUUUCGCUCAAAUUUUUCACAAAACUGCCAAAAAGGCAGCGCCGAUGCGGAGACGAAGGACGGGGUGGCGAGGCUUCAACACUGGUGGUGUGUCUGGUUCGCCCAGUGAUGCAGAGGAAGACGCUGGUGUCUUGUACACGGACAAAAUUAUGGGGUCGAAAAGGUGGAAAAGCGGCUGAUGGUAUGGUACUCUUGUUCUGGAGGCACGUGUUGAUUCAGAGCGGUAUGUCACCAGGGCUGCAGCUAAAGAUUAUCUUUCAUUACUGACCGAUCUGCAGUUUACUCUCUCAAUUCAUUGGUUCAUUGUUUGGCGUAUAAAGAAGCAGGGCGCAGAGAAAAACACACACCACGGUUUCCCGGAGCUCAAGGUGCUGAUAUCACAUGUCUCGUUCUGUCCAGCUAACAGCCCGAAAACCAAAGAGAUUCAGUUCGCUGCAAUGUAAGACAAGCGAAGGCAGUAAAAGCCUGACACCAUCGCAUUUUGUACUUGAAAAGCUAGCUGUUUCCCUGUGUUUCCAGUCUUUGUGCUAAGCUAAGCUAACUGGCGGCAGGCUGUAACCUUCAUAUUUACUCACGGACAUGGGAGUGGUGUCAGUCUUCUCACCACCUCCGGCGAGAGAAGGAGCAGCGGAACACGAGGGACGUGCGGUUUACGACUGGAAGGGCGGCCGCAGACUAAAAAUCGGCUCUGAAUCAACGUACGCCACCGGAACAGGAGUCUCACGGCAUCGGGCGCUUUUUCGAUCUUGGCAUCAUUCAGACUCCUGGAAGAUCCGGAAACCUGACGGCGUCAAGUGACCUGCUCACUGAUGGACACCAGAGUAGACACAUUGGACACUUUUUUCCAACUUCAGUCUCGAUAGAUGUUUUGUGUUAUUAUUUUCUCAAAAAUCAGGAGUUAGUUUUGACAAUAUUCAGCUUGCUUUGAUUUGGAUUUGUGUAGUGUAACGUGGUAAAAGCUUUUCCUUUUUUUGAUAAAUGGAUAACCGUGUGCCUGAGAGUCUUCCUUAGUGAUGACAGUGACUAUAUUCUUUUAGAUUCAUUUUAUCUGUUGAGCCUCUAGAUGGAUAACUAUAUUCUGCAUUCUGCUGCAUGGGCCUUUUCUGCACCAGCUCUGUGUCGUUUGUAGCAAAGCGUCCAACGGUGACUCUGAUUUAGUUUGUCUGUGUCUAGAUUCAAAACUAGUGUUCUUUUUCCUGCAAGCAAAAGAAAAACAAUAGCGGCUUCCGGCUUUGUGUUUCAGCUCGUAAAAAAAGAAAUGAUCACAAUA
This is a messenger RNA of Xiphias gladius (swordfish), 5735 nucleotides long. It is a transcript of the gene upf2, whose product is annotated as UPF2 regulator of nonsense mediated mRNA decay. Gene Ontology annotation, molecular function: protein binding; RNA binding. Lineage: Eukaryota; Metazoa; Chordata; Actinopteri; Istiophoriformes; Xiphiidae. Gene Ontology annotation, cellular component: exon-exon junction complex; cytoplasm. The coding region runs from base 48 to 3917 and encodes 1289 amino acids. The transcript is spliced from 21 exons. Gene Ontology annotation, biological process: nuclear-transcribed mRNA catabolic process, nonsense-mediated decay. The record is from RefSeq and is a predicted model, not a curated record.